ACCUAGGCGCCUGAGAGGCUCUCCACCGGUGAGGGUUUGCGGGGAAGAUGGAGUAUCCCGCGCCGGCCACGGUGCAGGCCGCGGACGGCGGAGGGGCCGGGCCUUACAGCAGCUCGGAGUUGCUGGAGGGCCAGGAGCCGGACGGGGUGCGCUUUGACCGCGAGAGGGCGCGCCGCCUGUGGGAAGCCGUGUCCGGUGCCCAGCCGGUGGGUAGAGAGGAAGUGGAGCACAUGAUCCAGAAGAACCAAUGUCUCUUCACCAACACCCAGUGUAAGGUUUGCUGCGCCUUGCUUAUUUCUGAGUCCCAGAAGCUGGCACAUUACCAGAGCAAAAAACAUGCCAACAAAGUGAAGAGAUACCUAGCAAUCCAUGGAAUGGAGACAUUAAAGGGGGAAAUGAAGAAGCUAGACUCAGAUCAGAAGAGCAGCAGAAGCAAAGACAAGAACCAGUGCUGCCCCAUCUGUAACAUGACCUUUUCCUCCCCUGUCGUGGCCCAGUCGCACUACCUGGGGAAGACCCACGCAAAGAACUUAAAGCUGAAGCAGCAGUCCACUAAGGUGGAAGCUCUGUCGAAACGCCUUACAAAUCCUUUCCUUGUGGCCUCCACCUUAGCCUUGCACCAGAAUAGAGAGAUGAUAGACCCAGACAAGUUCUGCAGCCUCUGCCAUGCAACUUUCAACGACCCUGUCAUGGCUCAACAACAUUAUGUGGGCAAGAAACACAGAAAACAGGAGACCAAGCUCAAACUAAUGGCACGCUAUGGGCGGCUGGUGGACCCUGCUGUCACUGACUUUCCAGCUGGAAAGGGCUACCCCUGCAAAACAUGUAAGAUAGUGCUGAACUCCAUAGAACAGUACCAAGCUCAUGUCAGCGGCUUCAAACACAAGAACCAGUCACCAAAAACAGUGGCAUCAUCCCUGGGCCAGAUUCCAAUGCAAAGGCAACCCAUUCAGAAAGACUCAACCACCUUGGAAGACUAGAGCUAGGGGUGGCCGUGUCACAGUCUGGCCAAGGAAAUGAAAUUGGGAGUUGCUGUGUGGAAACUCAACUCUCUGGAACUUCUUCCUUCCUCCUGCCUCUGCACAAAUGUGAUGGCAGCAGCUGAAGCCAACAUCUUGCGACCAUGAGAGAAAAACCUGGAGAACAGACGAGUCCUCAACCCUGACUUCAGACCAACCUACACCCACCUCUAGACGUGGGGCUAAGUGAGAGAUGGAUACACUGUUUCAUUUAAGCCCUGGUCACUUAGGUUUUCUGUUAUUCACACCCCAACAAAACCCUACAUGGUCCAGGAGGGCACCGGGCAAAGUACAGAAGGGCACGAGUUUACUUCCUGCUUCCCUGGAGACCACCAGCCCUCUCACCCUUCCAGCCCAGCCUCUGCCACUUCCCAGCUGUUGGUCCACCUCCAAACAAACGUGCAUGCCAACACCCGGUGGGUGUGAGGCUUGUAGGCCCAAGUCUAGAGAGAGCUGAGUCUGGCAAAGCCUGAAAGCCCCUGUCCUAGCAAGCCAGGCCACAGGUCUAGAGUAUCCGAGACCAGUGAAUAAGGGGACGGGGGGUGCUACUGAGACUGUGAGAAGCCCCAGGACCCGCCCAGGGUAGUUAGAACUGAGUGAGGUUAGCCGGGACUAACCUCACUCAGAUCCCUCCUCCCCAGUUCCCCUCCAUCCACUUUGGUUUGGAAGCCUCCCCAGAGCUCUCCCAGGCUGUCAUCAGCUCUAAACUCUCUGCCUCCACAAAAAUGCCCUGGGCAACCUGUAACUCACAGCCCUGCUGUCUUCAGAGUAUAAACUGGAGACAGAUGUACCCAGAAUUGAGGACGGGUGGGAAAUGAGGAGAAAUGAAGGCUGAGGAGGGGUCAUUCUCACAGUCCCUCCCUCUCGGUCACAGGAGGGUGUUGCCCAUGCUUUUGGGUGGGUCCCAGGCCCAUAGCUGCAAAUAUUCAUAUUGGCUACUCUUCAGUGAGCAAGGGGUAUAUGCCAGGCACUGGCAUUGUGCUUGACAUACAUCAUCAUACUGAGUCCUCACGGAAGAUGUAUUAUUCCCAUUUCACAGAAGAUGAAACUGAGGCUUGAGGUUAAGUGAUCUGUCCGUGACCACAAAGAGUUUUCGGGACUCAAACCCAGAUCUGUCACUGGGCAAGGUGGCUCACACCUAUAAUCCCAGCCCUUUGGGAGACCGAGGCCAGCAGAUCUCUUGUGGCCAGGAGUUCAAGCCUGGCCAACAAUGGCAAAACCCCGUCUCUACUAAAAAUACAAAAAUUAGCUGGGCGUGGUGGCACACACCCGUAAUCCCAGCUAUUCAGGUGGCUGAGGCAGGAGAAUCACUUGAACCCAGGAGGUGGUGGUUGCAGUGAGCCUAGAUCGUGCCACUGCAUUCCAGCCUGAGCGAUAGAGUAAGACUCUGUCUCCAAAAAAAAACCCAGAUCUGUCCGACUCUGACACCCAACCUUUAAUCACUCACUUUCUGUCAAUGUCACCUCCGUUUUGACCAGCCAAGCUAGACCUCCCUGGAGCCUGCGGAGAAGCCAAGGUAGAAAAGGGUUGGAAAAGAAUAAUAAAAUAGGCCAGGUGCGGUGGCUCAAGCCUGUACUCCCAGCACUUUUGGAGGCCGAGACAGGCAGAUUGCUUGAGCCCAGGAGUUCAAGACCAGCCUGGGCAACAUAAUGAGACCCUGUUUCAACUUAAAAAAAAAAUGGUAAUGAACAAUUAUCAAUUCUGAGCAGCCGGGUAUGGUAUGACCCUGUGUACUUUUUCUGUAUUUUAAAAUGUUCUCAAAAUAAAACUUGUUUAAAAAAAAAA
Molecule: messenger RNA, 2804 nt
Organism: Pan troglodytes (chimpanzee)
Lineage: Eukaryota; Metazoa; Chordata; Mammalia; Primates; Hominidae
Gene: ZNF346
Product: zinc finger protein 346
Exons: 8
Coding region: 48-980 (310 amino acids)
Molecular function (GO): double-stranded RNA binding; zinc ion binding
Source: RefSeq, a predicted model, not a curated record